AUGACUUAUGAAUUACUUAUUAUAGUGUCGGUGCCGCUCAGUAAUUUCACCAUGAUAACUCGGGAGUUACUGCGACUAUUUCUACUUAUAUCACCACUAAUUGCAAUCAUAAGCGCCUAUAGUCACGGCGCGCCCACUAAAUCCUGUCAAACCCUAUACCCUGGUCAUGGUGUAGACAAACAGUACGGACAGGCACCCUAUGAGAUACGGUCAUCCCUGGGCCCUAAUGGCAAUGUCGUGGUUACUAUUGAUGCAAAAGGUGGACUACCCUUUACGGGAUUUAUGCUACAGGCCCGGUAUGUCACCGACAGGGAGAAUAUUGUAAAUGGCAAAUUUAGCGAGGACAAAAACUCACAGACUAGAAAUUGUAAUGGCGAUAAUCCGUUACUAUUUGAAAGGGAUAGGGAUGUCGACCGAGGGGGUGGGAAUCUUCAAUAA
This is a messenger RNA of Oppiella nova, 438 nucleotides long. Lineage: Eukaryota; Metazoa; Arthropoda; Arachnida; Sarcoptiformes; Oppiidae. The record is from the annotation of a GenBank genome assembly.